This is a messenger RNA of Achroia grisella, 3078 nucleotides long. Its product is annotated as zinc finger protein 676-like. The record is from RefSeq and is a predicted model, not a curated record. The coding region runs from base 91 to 1245 and encodes 384 amino acids. The transcript has 2 exons. Gene Ontology annotation, molecular function: RNA polymerase II transcription regulatory region sequence-specific DNA binding; DNA-binding transcription factor activity, RNA polymerase II-specific. Gene Ontology annotation, biological process: regulation of transcription by RNA polymerase II. Gene Ontology annotation, cellular component: nucleus. NCBI's taxonomy places the organism in Eukaryota, Metazoa, Arthropoda, Insecta, Lepidoptera, Pyralidae.
CAUCAACUAUACAAAAUGGCCGAUCAUCUUUAAAAUAAUUUUCUAAUUUUUUAUAGUUAAUGUUCUUCUAGAAUUAUAAUAUAUAGAAACAUGUCCAAAAGAGAUCAAAGUGAUAGAAAUGAAAGGAAAUUGGAGUCGAGCGACUAUGAAAACUUAAUAUCACAGCAUAGCAUAUUUGAAUCAACAAGGUCUAAACAUCAGGAAUUGCCCAGUUUUCCAGGAUUCACAAAUGCUGAAACACAAACAAAACCUAGUGAUAUUAAAGGACAAACACAAGGAGGCCUAGGAGCGUGGCAUUAUAACCCCUGGUGGAUGCUUGCAAGCACUUCACGGAAUAUUCCAUCUCAAGAGGAGUAUCCCGAUAACAGUGAGCAAACAAAAGUGAAACAGGAACCAUCAGGUGCUGGUACACCAGACAGGGACCCUUUGCAUACUGAAUUAGAACAUUUUCCCACAGAAACAGCCACACCUCCAGUAGGACUAGAUUCAUUCUGCGAUGAUUGCUCAGAUCCAUUCUGUGACUCCAGUGCUGCUAUAUGCAGAAAACUUUUCCAUUGUCCUCAUUGUAGAAAGAGCUAUCCCACUAUCCUUGAAUUUAAUACACAUUUGACAGGUGUGCAUCCAACACAAAAACCAUUCAGAUGUCAAAUUUGCUUAGAGCCUUUUCACAAGAAGUCACAUCUACGCAGACAUCUCGAUGCUAAUCACACACGUAAAGAUGUAAACAAAUGUUCUGUGUGUUCAAAAUACAUAAAAGACAAGAGUAAUCUUCGUAAACACAUGCAGGUACACACUGGGCGUGUACCACAGAAACAAUUCAAAUGUGAUUUAUGUAACAACAAGCGUUAUAUGUCCCUAGAUAGACUCAAUAACCACAAAGUUGUUUGCACAGGAGAGAAGAUAUUAAAAUAUUGUGACAUGUGCACUAAAGUAUUUGACAAUUCAAGAUCACUAAAUAGUCACAAAAAGGUUCAUGCUAGGGAAUUGAAAUGUGAAAACUGCGGUGAGCAACUCCGUUCAUUGGAACAAUUUUCAAAUCAUAAAAUGAUUUGUCAGGGAACAAUACCGGAAGCAAGCGGAAGUCAUGCUAGUACAGUGGCUGCUGCCGGUUCAUCUAUGAAUAGAUGUUGUACUCAACCAGGCCUUUGUGAACAUGAUAAACCGGCCUACCUUAACAUACCCGGCUAUGCUACAAAUAGAGUACUUGAUGCUACACUAUCAUCUUUAAAAUCAGAGUUAAAUUGAUGACAUGUGUUAGAGAGCUUUUACAGACAAAGUUAAAUUGUAACUUUCAUUUGUUUACAAUAUUACCAAAUAGAUAAUGACCGUAAUAAUUUUCACAAUUGAGAAUUUCACAAGACUGAUGCAAAUAUCCCGCCUCACGACUUGCUUUAUUAUUACCAUUUAAAUUUAGAGUUUAGUUAGUAGAUUAAUACAGUAGAAUAAGCAUUAUAACUAUUUACAGCAUAUGCAAUUUCAUGGAUUAAUUUUUCCAAUAUAAGUCUUAUUAUCUUACAUUGGAAGAACUAAAAACUGUUACUUUUGUAGGCCUUGCCCAUGUAGUUGAAUAUGCUGAAGUUGUUAUUUGCCUUUAAUUCUAUAACUUAAAACAAUCUGUUCCAGGAACAGUUUUAUUAAUUGUUAAAAACCAAACCUGACUUACAUUUCUUGAUUUGUGACAUGACACAGAUACAUAUAUUUUAUUUGAAUGCCUUGACUGAUUUAGAGUAAUAUUUAUGUGCAGUAUUACAACUUUUUUUUUAUUUUUCUAUUUUUGAAGAAAUGUUAAAGCUACAUUAUUUUUAUAAUUUCUAGGUAAUAUGUUAGGUUACUUAAGUUUGUAAUAGUCUAAUGGUAAGCAGUCAGUGGAGACUGUACCAAGAGCAGAUUCUAUUUUCCAGUGCUCUUAAGUACUUUCUACUCCAAAGACUAUUUUAAUUAAUAUAAUUUCAUUUGCAUACUAAGUAUUUCGAAUACUAACUAAAGACAAGUUUUGUUAUAUAUUGUAUUUCAUAACAUUUUUAGGUAAAGAAGUAAGUGAAGUUAUUAAAGUGCAAUCAACCAUUGGCAAAGCCUUGAGCAUGUUGUGGUUAUGGGAAAUAAUUGUUGUGUUCUCUUUACCCAUAAUAUUUAUUCAAGUGUUAUACACUGAAAAUUUUUUGCUGCAAUUUAUAGAAUUAUAUAAGUGUAAUGUUUAUUGAAUAUUAAGUAUCGUAGUAUAUUCAUCUUAAGUAUAAGGAAUGAGGCUAUAUUCAAAGUUAUUACGCCUUUUUAUUCUAUUACCUAACAGUUAUAUAUGCUCAGAUUUUUUUCUGAGUAUGUAGGUAUACAUUAUAAUCUUAUUUCUAAUUUUAUUUAUUUUAUACAUGUUAUUUAAAAGAAAGAGUACUUUUAUUUGGAGGCUUUUUAUUGAUCAUUGUUGCUAUUUACAAUUGUUUUCGACUCCUAUAACCUGAUUUAUUUUUAUAUAAAUAGAUUUAAGUAUAAUAGUUUGUAGUAUAUUUUUAGAAAUUUCUUGGACUUGUGCUUUCAUUGCAACCAAAAAGUAUGAUCUUAUUCAGAUGAUAUUUCUGUUUAUUUUAAUAGAUUCAUAAUUUAAAUAUCCCACCUUUUUGAUCAAGAAUAAUUUUUAUCUAAUGAUGAGUAAAUAGAAUCAAGUAUAAUGGCAAGUUAAUGUGUUGCAAGGCAUGAUCCACCAUAUUGUUAUUACUUAUAUUUAUCAUAAAAAUUAGACAAUAUACAUAAUAGAUUGUUAGGAAUAACAUAAUUUAUUAUUAUUUUUAAAAUGAGAGAUAGUAUCUAUCAUUAUUCGUAUUUUUUAUACUUGAUUAAUUUUAAACAAAACUAUAUUACAUGAUGUAUUUAUAUUUUGUGCACAUAAUAUGAAACAUUUUGUUAAUUCGAUUAUAUUAGCAUUUAGAUAAACCUCGAAAUUUACUUUUUAUUAAAUUUUAUAUUGCCCUUACUAGCAAAGUUCUUUAUAUAUUUUUAAUGACAAGACUGAACCCCGAAAUACAUUAUAAAGAAUUAUGAAGCAAAAUUAAUUGAUUGUGUGCGUAGCUGUGCAUCCAAACAUAU